AUGAAAUCGAGUAAACGAAGGCUCCAGGCACUCGCAGAGGGCUCCGAAGGCUUAUCAAACUACUUGAAAAUGGAAGAUUCCGAAACAUCAAUUCCACCAGUGUUUAGAUCUCGGUUACACGAACUUUUUUCUCAAAUAGAAAAAGAAUUUGACCUUCUCUACUCAGAAAAUUUAAAUCUUCAAGAGAAAAUAGAUAUUUUAAGUGAAAAGCUUGAAAGAGAGAGUUGUGUUGGUGAUAAGCAGAACACAGAUUAUAUUGAGUUUGAAACUUCAGGGAAAAAUUCAAAAGUUAAAAUAUCACAAAAUAAUCCUCAAAAGGUGAAAGCUAGUCAUAAACUUAGAGUACAGACUAGUAAGAUUGUGUCUAGUUUUAAGGCACCAACAUACAGUUGCCAACUUGUACGAGAGUUUACUGGUCAUAAGGAUGGUAUAUGGGAUGUGUCUUCUGCAAGACCAGGUCAAGCUCUUAUCGGAACUGCUGCAGCAGAUCACACAGCCUGUGUGUGGAGUGUGGAAUGGGGAAAAUGUUUACUGCAAUACACUGGUCACUCUGGUUCAGUUAAUUCCAUUAAGUUUCAUCCAAACCGAGACCUGGCCCUAACUAGUAGUGGCGACAAUACAGCACAUGUCUGGCAGGCAGCUGUUAAUUGGGAUCUACCGAGAGGUCAAUCAUCAGAAGAGGAAUUAGAAGGAGGCGGUGAAGAAAGCUUAGGUGACACAGACAGGCCAGAAGUCCUCCGCACUCCACUUUCAGAGUUGAUGGGACACACGGGGGUGGUUGUAGCGGCGGACUGGUUAACUGGUGGUGACCACGUUAUAACUGCCUCGUGGGAUAGAACCGCUAACUUAUAUGAUGUCGAGACGGGCGACUGCUUGCAAAUAUUGACGGGCCACGAUCACGAGCUGACCCACGCAUCAGCGCACCACAGUUCCCGUCUCGUGGUCACCGCAUCUCGCGACACGACUUUCCGCCUCUGGGACUUCAGGGAACCAAUACAUUCUGUCUCCGUGUUCCAGGGUCACACGGAGAGCGUCACAUCAGCUGUGUUUACGAGGGAGGAUAAAGUGGUAUCCGGUUCUGACGAUCGUUCAGUGAAGGUCUGGGAUGUUCGCAACAUGCGCUCAGCGUUAGCAACGAUCCGAUCGGACUCAUCUGUUAAUCGGGUGUCGGUCAGCAGUGGCGGUCUCAUCGCCAUACCCCACGACAAUAGACAAGUUCGACUGUUCGAUCUACAGGGUCAACGGCUAGCGAGACUGCCUCGUUCUAGUAGACAGGGUCAUCGGCGUAUGGUGACGUCAGUGGCGUGGGCGGAAGACAUAUCAUCAGGUAUCAACUUCUUCAGUUGUGGCUUCGACCGCCGAAUCCUCGGCUGGGCAAUUCAACCUUCUAAGGAAAACUGA
Molecule: messenger RNA, 1401 nt
Organism: Leptosia nina
Lineage: Eukaryota; Metazoa; Arthropoda; Insecta; Lepidoptera; Pieridae
Source: the annotation of a GenBank genome assembly